GGCCCCUUUUAUUCUCUUUUCCUUUUUCCAGGCCGGACGUGCUCAGGGCAGAAAUGCUUUGGCCACUUCUUGCAUUGGGAGGAGCAGUUUAAAUCCUUGGCUUUAAAACCAGGUUGUUGCCAGCUCAGACUGAGACUUAAAUUCAGGUUGAUGUUUUGAUGCGACAGUCGCUUUUAAUCCUCUCUGAGCCCGCUACACAGGGACAGGCAGAGGAAAGGGACAUCAGCUCACAGCAAAGGAUGGUACCCGAGGCGUCCUGAGCAGCACAGCACUGCAGGAGAGGCUCAGCACGGAACCAGCUGAGCAAACAGCGGCUGCCGGGGCCCCAGCUGCAGCCACGCUCCAGCCUGCACAGUCACAGGAGGGCUGUGCUCCCACCGAGCAGGAUGAGGCUGCUCUUCCCUGCCCUCGUGCUGGCCCUGCUCGCUGCUGCCCGUGCUGCUGAAGACUCCUGUGUUGGCCACUGUGACGAUGGCUUCGAUGCGAAGCGCAAAUGCCAGUGUGACACCCUCUGUGUGUACUACCAGAGCUGCUGCAGCGACUACUCUACCGUCUGCAAAGCCAAAGUGACCCGGGGAGACGUGUUUGCCUUGCCGGAGGAUGACUACCUCGACUACAACUUCACCAUCGACUUGGGCACAACAGAAAGCACCAGCGCAGCCCCCACAGAGCUACCCACAUCCCUGCCUCCAGAGCAGCCCACACUGGAGAGCAAACCAGACCCUGAGGAGACACUGACCAAGGUGCCCAGCACCACACAGGAUGGGUUUGCAGAGCUGGAGCCUGUGGAGGAGCCUGAGGAGCUGUGCAGCAGGAAGCCUUUUGAUGCCUUCACUGACCUGAAGAAUGGUUCCCUUUAUGCUUUCCGAGGGAAGUACUUCUAUGAGCUGGAUCAGAACAGCGUGCGGCCAGGCUACCCCAAGCUCAUCAGCGAUGUCUGGGGCAUUGAGGGUCCCAUUGAUGCAGCCUUCACACGCAUCAACUGCCAGGGCAAGACUUACCUGUUCAAGGGCAGUCAGUACUGGCGCUUUGACGAUGGAGUCCUGGACCCCGAGUACCCUCGUGACAUCUCUGAGGGUUUUGAAGGCAUCCCAAAUGACAUUGACGCAGCCUUCGCCCUCCCUGCCCACAGCUACCGCGGCAAUGAGAGAGUCUACUUCUUCAAGGACAAGUACUACUGGUCCUAUGACUUUGCCAACCAGCCCACACAGGCUGACUGUGAGAAGUCCUCCCCCUCCACCGUGUUCAACCACUACGCCUUCAUGAACCGGGACAGCUGGGAGGACGUCUUCCAGAUCCUCUUUGGCAGCAGGAUGACCGGGGCCAGCAGCCCGCGGUACAUCAGCAGGGACUGGCGGGGGGUGCCCAGCCGGCUGGAUGCUGCCAUGGCCGGCAGGAUCUAUGUGGCCUCGCAGCAGCCCCGCAGGAGGAAGUCUCGCCGCCAGCGCAAGAGGUACAAGAGCCACCGCUCGCUGAAUCUGGGCUUCUGGAGCUGGCUGCACAACGACUCCGAAUCCGCAGGGAUUGAAAGCGACUGGCUGUCAGGCUCCAAGUGCGAGACCCUCCAGAGCGUCUACUUCUUUGUCGGAGACAAGUACUACCGUGUCAACCUGCGCACCAAGCGCGUGGACCUGGUGCAGCCCCGCUACCCACGCUCCAUCGCCCAGUACUGGCUGGACUGCCCUCAGCCUGGGGAGGAGAGCACCUGAGUGGUCUGCACCAGAGCCACCAGCAGCACAGCCCCUAGAUAGACAAAUAAACUGAGUGCUGUGCAGGCUGGA
This is a messenger RNA of Melopsittacus undulatus (budgerigar), 1781 nucleotides long. RefSeq names its product vitronectin (gene VTN). The transcript has 9 exons. NCBI's taxonomy places the organism in Eukaryota, Metazoa, Chordata, Aves, Psittaciformes, Psittaculidae. Gene Ontology annotation, molecular function: polysaccharide binding; extracellular matrix binding; scavenger receptor activity. Gene Ontology annotation, biological process: cell-matrix adhesion; immune response; cell adhesion mediated by integrin. The record is from RefSeq and is a predicted model, not a curated record. Bases 387 to 1709 code for a protein of 440 amino acids.